GGUUUGUGAUUUGUAGCAGAAGGUUCAAAUGCGAAGUAGUGAGCCAUUUAAGCAUGUGACUGUGUCAAUAGAAAAAAAAAAAAAAAAAAUCCUUUUAAUUCCAGCCAAUCUUUAUAAUUAUUGCAGUCUCCAUACUUGAAAAUUUAUGUAUGAGUUUUAUGUAAUCUUCUGUAAACUUAGAGAGAAAUAAUUUUAUUUUUUCAAUUCUUUAUAUUAUCUGUUGAGACGAAAUAAUUUAUUUACCGUAUCUGCGUUUCUGACCCUUAUCCUAACCAUAUAUACUGAUAAACCCAUUUUAUAACUGACAGCUUUUCUCUGUUUUUGAGAUUUUUAGUACAUUUACGGUAUCUGAAAUUACUUAAGCUCAAACAAGGAUGCCGCCGCACAAAGGUAUGAGGUUUAGUUGGGAUAUGAAAAUGCAACCUGAAGAUUUGAUCAAACGUGCUGAUGAGUUAAUAAAUAGAUGCAGAAAAGUUUAUGAUCAUGUAGGAGCUGUACCUGAUAAUGAUGUUAGUUAUGAAAGUGUUUUGAAGGUUUUAGGAGAAAUUGAAUGUGAAUAUACAUCUGAAAGAUAUAUGUGGGAUUUUCCACAAUCCGUAUCAACUGAUCAAGCAAUCCGUGAUGCCAGCACAGAAGCAGAUCAUAGGCUGCAGGCUUUUGAUGUUGAGAUAAGUAUGCGACAAGAUGUCUUCAACAAGCUGCUCAUUGUGGAGAAGAAACAGGAACUUAUGAAACCAGAGGCAAAGCGGUUCCUUGAAAGAUUAAUCAAAUUGGGCAAAAGAAAUGGUUUACAUCUGUCUGGUGAAAUUCAAAAAGAAAUUAAAACUAUAAAGGGUAGAAUGAAUGAUUUAUGCAUUCAAUUCAACAAAAACCUUAGCGAAGAAGCCACCAUCUUAGAAUUUACUGAAGAAGAACUAGAUGGUUUGCCGCUUGACUUUAUACUGAGUUUAAACCAAAAUCCUGACACAGGAAAAAGUGAAGUAACCUUAAAGUAUCCACAUUAUUUUCCAAUUAUGAGAAAGUGUAAGAAUCCUGAAACUCGGCGCCUCAUGGAAUUAGCAUUUAAUAGUCAAUGUAUCAAUGAAAAUAUUCCUAUUUUGGAAGAACUUGUAAAACUUCGAAAAAAGCAAGCAAACUUGCUCGGAUUUUCAAACCAUGCAGCAUAUAUAACUGAUUUGAGAAUGGCUAAGACUGCAGAAAAUGUCAGCGAGUUUUUAACUCAGCUAUGGCAUAAACUCACACCUCUAUGGGAUGAAGAAAGAAAAUAUCUUCUGGAGCUGAAAGAGGAGGAGUGUAAGGAAAUCGGAAUUCCAUUUGAUGGUAAACUGAAUGUUUGGGAUCUGAGGUACUACAUAACAAAAGUCGAGGAAAAGAAAUAUGUUGUGAAUCAAAGCAAACUCAGGGAAUAUUUUCCCUUAUCGGUUGUAACACAAGGAUUAUUGGAUAUUUAUCAGGAAUUACUUGGACUAAAAUUCAGAAAAAUAGAGGAUGCUGAAGCAUGGAAUGAGGAUGUGCAGCUGUUUAGUGUUGAAGAUUCCAGUGAUGAGAAGCUUCUGGGCUAUUUCUUUUUAGAUCUGUUUCCACGAAUGGGAAAAUAUGGCCAUGCUGCUAUAUUUGAGUUGCAGCCUAGUUGUCUUUUGCCUGAUGAAACACGGCAAAUAGCUGUUUGUGCAAUGGUUGCAAACUUCAGCAAGCCACAGCUAGACAAACCAUCAUUAUUGGAUCAUAAUGAGGUAGUUACAUUCUUUCAUGAAUUUGGGCAUGUUAUGCAUCACAUAUGUUCUCAAACAGAUUUUGCUCAUUUUAGUGGUACGAAUGUUGAAAGAGAUUUUGUUGAAGCCCCAUCCCAAAUGUUGGAAAACUGGUGCUGGGAAAGAGAGCCACUGAAAAGAAUGUCUCAGCACUUUUUGAACAAAAGCGAGUUGCCUGAGGAUUCCAUAGAUGCCUUGUUGAAAUCGCGGCUUGCCAAUACCGGUUAUCAUAAUUUACGUCAGAUUGUCUUAGCAAUGUUUGAUUACAAGAUUCAUACAAAUCCUGAGGCUGACACUAAACAAAUGUAUUCUGAUGUACAAAAAGAAGUACUAGGCAUAGAACCAUCUGAAGGAACUCAUUUUGCCUGCCACUUUGGACACCUUGCUGGUGGUUAUGAUGCCCAGUAUUACAGCUAUUUGUGGAGUGAAGUGUACAGUUUAGACAUGUUCUAUUCUCGUUUUAAAGAUGGCAAAGUGAUGAACAGCGAAGUAGGCAGAGAAUACAGAGAAAAAAUUUUAAAACCAGGUGGAUCAAAGGAUGCCUACGAUAUGAUCAUCGACUUUCUUGGUCGAGAACCUACUCAAGACGCUUUUCUAAUUAAUAAAGGCCUUAAAAUAUAAAUUAUUCAAUUGCAAUAGUAUACAACAGUUAAUCAUAAUUGAUUAUAUAUAUCUGAUGGAUAUCUUUGGAGUGGUACCACCCUAUGCAAUAUUUGUCACAGGAUGUCAUAAUGUGCUGAUUUUUAUAAAGAGAUUUUAAUUUAAAAA
Messenger RNA from Stegodyphus dumicola, 2519 nucleotides. Its product is annotated as thimet oligopeptidase-like. Gene Ontology annotation, cellular component: mitochondrial intermembrane space. Gene Ontology annotation, biological process: proteolysis; peptide metabolic process. The record is from RefSeq and is a predicted model, not a curated record. Gene Ontology annotation, molecular function: metalloendopeptidase activity. NCBI's taxonomy places the organism in Eukaryota, Metazoa, Arthropoda, Arachnida, Araneae, Eresidae.